CGAUUCGAAGUUAAAACGAAAAAAACCUCCUCUAAACAAAAUAGUUGUUUAGAUGUUGCGAGUGAGUUUUCAUUAGGACUUUUCACCCCCAAAGCAAACAAUGUGGGUACUUUUAAUCUUGAAACUGAUAACGAUAUUUAUUGUGUGUGACGGAAAGAAUUUAUACAAUGUUGACUUUCUCGAGCCUGGAAGCUCGAUUGAGGUGAACCCCGGGCCCCCGGGACGAUUGGGUUUCUCAGCACCGUCAAUGAGGAUAUUCUGCUACCGGGGACGCCCAAAAUUUGCCCUACAUCUCUUCCAUUCAGUCAAUUUCUUCCUGGACAUUCAGGAGGAAGACUUUGUACAGUAUGUUGGAUCAACGCCGGAAGAAGUUGAGAGUCACCGGGAUAGUCAAAAGUCCCUGUUUUCCUUCAAUUUGGGCUUUUCGAAGAAGCGCAAUCUCCAGGUGCAUCCCUUCAAUCAGACUUGCGUGGGAAUUGAGACUUUUGAAUCGUACAAAAUUAGUUUGCAUCUCAUCCGUUUUGACCUCUUUAAAGUCCUCCUGCUCUGCAUUGGCACCUUUAUUCUCUUCUCUGCAUCGCGCUUGAGUGAAAAUGCCCUCUUCUACUACAUUUGCGGCGUCACUCUGGGGAUUUGCGCCUCCUUCCUCCUCCUGGUUUACUUUGUCAGCAAACUCUUCCCACAGCGACCACUAAUGUGGGGAAUGAUGGUUGGUGGAUGGGGGCUGGGAUUUGUCUUUGGCAAGUGGCUCCUUGAGAAUCUUCAGAUGAUCUUUCUUUCGUAUCAAACUUAUGUGUUUUGGUACGUUGCUGUGAUGGGCUUCUUGAGUUUCGUGAUAUGUUACCGUUAUGGACCGCCAAAGGAUCAAAGGAGUAAAAAUCUCAUCAAGUGGGGCCUACAGAUGCUGGCAAUCUGCAUUGUCUACCAGUGCAGUCACUACACUGAGCUCGCAAUGGCCAUCAAUGUUGCCCUGGUGGUCAUUUACUACCUCCCAAAGGGCUGGAUUGCACGCGGACGUUCCUACUACAGGCGCAAAUUCCCCCCGAAGCGUCGGCUCCUGACAAGCGAGGAAUUCUACGAGGAGGGUGUCCGGGAAACAACACGAGCCCUCGAGGAACUCCGUCAGUACUGCAGUAGUCCGGAAUGCCGACAAUGGCGAACGGUGCUGCGCUUAAAGGAUCCAUCGCGUUUUGCAUCCUUCAUGGAGGGCUCAUCGCAUCUCAUGGACAGCGAAAUACUCGACUACGAGACAUCCCAGGUGGACAUCUCGGACGAUGAGAACGUCAACGGAGGCGAUGGGAGUGAGAAUGAGAUCAGCGAAGAUGAUUCAGAGACUGAAGCCAAUCGUGAGGUGGCCAAUGGGUUCAAUCGGUGGAAUAGAUCAGCAGCAAAUGCCAGCGAUGGGAGGCUCAGUGCGAGUAUCCUCAGGGCCAGAGGACGUGCCAACAAGUCGCAUUUUCAGGAUGACUCAUACAAAGACUGUUCAGAGGAAAAAAAAGCAUCAUUCGCUGCGAUUUGUUUGCAAGGUAAAAACUACCUUUUCACCACCUGUUUAGCUCGAAGACACCACGCAAAAGGAUUUCUUGGAAAAAGAAAAAUGUCUGAAACGUCGAGUAAUUGCGAUGCAGCUGAGGAAUCCUUCCAGGACGCCAUGGAGAGCAUUGAGACAUCAUCAUGUGCUAGUGAUUCAACAGAUACAGAUGAUACGGAGCAAUUAACAGCGGAUUUUGAGGUGUUGAAUCUCUCAUCUCCCGAUGAGGAAGCCACCAAAUCCCCCGUGGAGCGUGAAAGUCGCAGUACGGAUUCGUGGGAGAAAGUCGAUGAGGAUGAUGUUCUUAUCCUGGAGGAGACUAUUGUUAAUUUAGAUGAGGAAAGUACUCUUGACGCGACGCAGGAAACCGUCGUUGUUCAAGCUCCUGUUGCUCCAAUUGAAGCCCCAGUGGCUCCAAUCGAAGCUCCUGUUGCUCCAAUCGAUGCCCCAAUUGCUCAUUGUUCCCGGGAUGAUCCCCAAGCUCCUGGGGCAUCUGCUGCACCUCAAUCAGCAGCACCUGCUGCGAAGGAAAGUACUUCUGGUGAGGAGGUGAAGCCUAAAAGUACGUGUAGGCCAAUUGAGGAGUGGAAGAAAAUCGCAGAGAAAUACGAACGUGCUAAACAAAAUAGUCGUGUCCACGAAAGUAUUCAGAGGUAUUUGUAUCUGUUGCGUCAGCGCUCCGUUCAGGAUGAACUUGACGACACCGCCAGUUCAUGUUCAUCCCAUGACAGUGAAUCGGAUGACGAAGAGAUUCGCGAGAAUAUUGCUACCUUAAUGCGGGAAAUGAUGAAAAAUUCCCGAAGGCACAGGUAUCCAGAAAGAGGCAGAAUGAAUAGCGUUAUCCACCGAGCUGCAACAGCCGCUGAAACCCUCAAGAUUACUCUCCGUGGGCACUAUAGCUUUGACAUAAUCUCAUGCACCCUGGCAGUGCUGGACAAGGUCACGAAGGAUUUGUGGGUGGAACGGACUCUAUCGGGUGGAAAGUCGGGUUUGGGUGAAUUCGUCACGUUUCUCCAUACACGAGCUUUACUCGCCAAAGAUGAGGAUUUUAAUACAAAAGGAAAGCCAUCAGGAGGAGUAAUUCAUUGCUAUUGCUGCAAAAAUGUGCACAAGAUGUUUGGAUGCGAAUUCUUCCGAAGCCAGGAUGUUAAUAUGCGCUGGCGAAUGGCCAAGGAUAGCCGUUUGUGUUCAAACUGCCUCCAAGGAAGGCAUCCCGUGAGUGAAUGCAGGAGCAUCAAUAAUUGCAAAUCCUGCAACAAGCGUCACAAUACAAUCCUGCAUAAGAGCGUAGAAGUCCGAGCACAAGCUCGCAAGUUACGUAGAAUGCGUAAGAAGGAAGAAAAGAAGAAGGCAGCAGAGGAAGCAAGGAAGAAGGAAGAGGAGGAAGCAAAGAAGAAGUCAGCGGAGGAUGCUGCAGAAUAUUAUCGGCAGUUUGUAGAAGAGCUUCUAAAGGGUGAGAAAUCCCAAAAGCCAGCAACUUCCAAGAAUCCCUUCAGACCCCCGAAGUCUUCUGCUGGAAAUUCCAAGAAGGACACUCGUAAAGCUGAGCAGGAUAACAAGAAAAUGGGCACUUAAUUCUACUCUACCUGCAAGAAAGGUAGAAAAUGACCUGAAAUGUAAUUUUUGUGUUCAAAAUAUUUUUUUUUCUUCGUCCUAAAAUAAUUGACAAUGAACUUAUUCUGCAUGAGAAUAAUAUUUUUAAUGCCAUGAAAACUUUCUUACGACUGAAAUCUCUUAAUUCUUUUUCUUUAUUUUUUUUGAAAUUAAGUAUUUGUUAAUGUAGAGAGAAUUAUGUAAAAC
Lutzomyia longipalpis is the source of this 3331-nucleotide messenger RNA. RefSeq lists its product as uncharacterized. The record is from RefSeq and is a predicted model, not a curated record. NCBI's taxonomy places the organism in Eukaryota, Metazoa, Arthropoda, Insecta, Diptera, Psychodidae. The transcript has 4 exons. The coding region runs from base 101 to 3106 and encodes 1001 amino acids. Gene Ontology annotation, cellular component: nuclear envelope.